Molecule: messenger RNA, 4429 nt
Organism: Chelonia mydas (Green sea turtle)
Lineage: Eukaryota; Metazoa; Chordata; Testudines; Cheloniidae
Gene: TMOD1
Product: tropomodulin 1
Exons: 11
Coding region: 180-1259 (359 amino acids)
Biological process (GO): myofibril assembly; muscle contraction; pointed-end actin filament capping
Cellular component (GO): striated muscle thin filament; myofibril
Molecular function (GO): tropomyosin binding
Source: RefSeq, a predicted model, not a curated record
CGGCGCCCGGGCUCGGAGCCGCCUCCCCGGCAGGACGCGGCGCAGGGCAGCGCAUCCCGCAGCCCCGGCAGGACGCGGCCGCCGCCCGUGCGCCCCCGGCCCGCGCCCUCCCCGUGCGCCCGAGCCCGGUCCCACUUCAGCAAAAAACGUGAGAAUUUAAAAACUGAGAUUUCUCUAAAAUGUCGUACAGACAGGAAUUGGAGAAAUACCGCGAUCUGGAUGAGGAUAAGAUCCUUAGUGCAUUGACAGAAGAAGAGCUCAGGACACUGGAGAAUGAACUGGAGGAGCUAGACCCUGAUAAUGACCUGCUGCCUGUGGGACUCAGACAGAGAGACCAGACCAAAAAGACACCAACUGGCCCAUUCAAAAGGGAUGAGCUUCUGGACCACCUAGAAAAGCAGGCGAAAGAUAUGAAAGAUCGAGAAGACCUGGUCCCUUUCACAGGAGAAAAGAGAGGAAAAGUCUGGGUCCCCAAGCAGAAGCCAAUCGAUCCUGUUUUGGAAAGAGUAACACUGGAGCCAGAGCUGGAGGAAGCCCUGGCUAAUGCAUCUGAUGCAGAACUCUGCGACAUUGCUGCCAUCCUUGGCAUGCAUACAUUGAUGAGUAACCAGCAGUACUACGAGGCACUGGGGAGCACCACUAUAGUUAACAAGGAAGGCCUGAACAGUGUGAUUAAGCCCACGCAGUAUAAACCAGUUCCCGAUGAAGAACCCAAUUCAACAGAUGUAGAAGAAACUUUGGAACGAGUAAAGAACAAUGACCCUAAACUUGAGGAAGUCAACCUUAAUAAUAUUAGGAAUAUUCCCAUACCAACUUUAAAAGCAUACGCUGAAGCACUGAAGAAUAAUUCCUAUGUAAAGAAGUUAAGCAUAGUAGGAACAAGAAGCAAUGACCCGGUAGCCUAUGCACUGGCAGAAAUGUUAAAAGCCAAUGGUGUAUUGAAGAGCUUGAAUGUGGAAUCCAACUUCAUUUCUGGGUCCGGGAUCCUGGCUCUGAUCGAAGCACUCCAGCACAAUACUUCACUGAUCGAGCUCAAAAUUGACAACCAGAGCCAGCCGCUGGGCAACAAGGUGGAAAUGGAGAUUGCAAACAUGUUAGAAAAAAAUAGCUCCCUUUUGAAGUUCGGGUAUCACUUUACACAGCAAGGUCCCCGGCUUCGUGCAUCUAACGCCAUGAUGAACAACAACGACCUGGCUCGUAUACGUCGCUCUGACGGCCCCUGGCAUAACUUCUCAGCUCUGCAACUGGACGAUGUAUAAUGAGGAAGAGGAGACUUGCAGACUUGAAUGGGCCUUUCUAUCCCAAGUGCCGAACCGGGGUGUAGUUCCCGGCUGUGAGGCUCGUGCCUGGUGGUUUGUGCUAUACCCUGGAAAUCCGAAGGCAAAGUGCCUGCACAAAACGUCUGUGGUGCCUCAGUUCUGUGUUGCAUAAUUAUGCACUAAAGGUUUAAAUUAACUAGUGAUUGUAGGUGACGAUUUGAUCAAAUAUGAUUAAUGAUGUUUUCUUUAGAGUCAAGCUGAGUCAAUCCAGUUACGAGUUGCCAAUUUUAAGCAGUCUCGGUUUAGAAUACAUCACAGCACAAACGUGACUGUUAAUUCACCCAUGACUUAAUUUCUCUUAGGAUUUCCUGUGUGGUGUUUCAGAUAUAUUUACGAUGUGUUAUGCAUGAUUGGAAAAAUUACUGCUCUACACAAGUUGCAUAAGUAUUUAAAAAAAUACUUUAUUUUUUCAACUUGCUUUCCUGUUUGACAAGCAUUUCUACUCUCCCACCACAUUGCUACUAUCCCUUUUAAGGACUUGUAAAUUACAAUUAAUUACCAACAUUUGCUGACUUUAUUUGCAGACAGGAUGUCAAAACCACCCAUAUUUUUUCCCCAAAAGAAUUCCUGUCUUUUUUACUCCCCCCGCCCCCAAAUGAAAAGAACGUAAGGCCACUGAUUAUAAAGUAAUGGCUCCAUAAAAACAGAGUAGUAGGUAUUAGAUGAGACGUUAAAAUCAUCUUCUCUCCUUUCCCAUGGAUAUGUAAAACCAUUGCUGUUUAAGAGAUUAGGAAUGAAAUCCUGACUCCACUGAAGUCAGGAGCAAACUCUCAUUGAUUUCCCCCUGAAUUUUCUCUUGGAAAUGUGCCCCAUGUGCUUUUACUCGGUCUGGUAAUGAGUGUGCUGGAGCCCUCACUUGUAAUUCUGGUUUUCUGGCUGGAUGAUCUAUCUGCAAAACUUCUUGUUCUGCUAGAAAUUUUAUUUUACCAACAUCCCAAAUUUCUAAGUAGGGCACCCUAAUAAAGAAAUUACUUGAAAAUACCCUGCCUGGGAAUCCAUGUAGUCCAGGAUGCCAUUUGAGUAGAGUUGAAUAAACACACCAGGCAACUGGGUUUGUGUGGUGAUAAAAACCCACUGCCUUUCUAGGGAGGAAUUUCCAGCAGCCACAUGCAGCCUCUGAUCAUGCAGUGGGUUCAUCACCUGCAGGCCAUUUAUACCCACACCAACUCCCAUUGACUCCAGUGGGAGCCUGGUCUGCACAGCGUGAAGUCUGCCCAUGCAGACCCAUUGCCAGCGGGGGGCCUUUGUUUAUACCCCUAAAGAAUCCAUCCUAGCCAUCUUUUUCACGUAAUAAACAACCUUCUGCCUGCUGCUGUUCCCCGUGGAGUUCUGCAGUCUGUGCAUUGUGUAGUGCAGCAAAACUGCCACUAAUUUCAACAGAAUUUUUGCAUGAAUCAGGAGUCAGGCUUUGGCCCUGAUUUGCUCUCUCUGAAUAUUACAUUUUAACCUUGAGUGGGAAAUACAAACAUGUUUGAUUGUUGUAAUAAAUGUGUCAGAAAUGACAAAUAAAAGGUGUCAGUGCAAUUUUUUGUAAAAUCCCAUACAAAAGAUUAGAAAAUACUGAAAAACCAGAAAGGGGCAUGAUUAGCGUAAUGCCAGAUGGACAGCGCUAUUCCCACCCGACACCUCCCAAAGGCUUUAGAAAAAUCAAUGAAAACAUCAGUCCAGAUUCCACUUGAUAGCUAACGGCAGAGUUGUCUGCUCAGAUUUGCCCAGAACUAACUCAGCAUCAGUGUCUGCUCUCCCACUGACUCAGAGGAAUGGAAAUUGUUCUCCCCCUGGUAAAUGCUGCUCGCCCUGAUGCCCAAGGGGAAUCUGGGUGUGUGGGGACAGUGCAGAAUGCUCUGAAGGGGACCCUGAUGUGAAGACCUGAGAGGAUUUUACGCUACAUGAAAAUAAAAUAGUCCUUAAAAAAAGCAAUAACCUUUCUCUUUUUCAUGCUGUAGUAGCAUCUAAACUGCCCUGGCAGUUGAAACAUAUUGUGGGAUGACUCUGGGCAUGUGUGUGAAAGUCACACUCAUGCUGGUGAGCCCUCACUCACCGAGUAGUGGCUGUGCUGGAAUUACAUGGGUAAGUGAGCAAGCACUUACCAAGCAGAGCAAGGAGUGGCACAGUUGCCUGGGGAGAAGCAUCAGGCUCUGUACCAGCUGUCCUGUCGAGCUGUAAUAACGAUGAAGGGUCACGAGCGCUUGAGGAAAAGGGGAUUCCCUCCCUACAGCGAGCACCGUGCCUGCUAGUGCGCAGACUCUCCUGCGUGGAACUGCUGAGACAUGGAACUAAUGGACCGCCUCAGAGAAGUCACAGCCGUUGUGCUGAGUCAGCUAAACGGCGAGUCGGCGUUUCACGUUGUGUCAGAGUGGUUCUUUGGGUGUCGCUAACAAAGACCAGCACACGGCCAGACCCCAGGGGUUGCCUACUCACUAACCCUUAGAAUAUGGAGGACAUGGAGUGUACUUGCCUUCUAUGCUGGAAAUGAGUGAAAUAGUCAUGGGGGCAGCUGCCCCCUCUUACCUCCUGCUCCUUCCCCUUCCAGAACAGCAAACCACCCCAGUCUUCUGCUCCUCCUCCACAAAGCACUGGAACCACCUCACCCCCGGCAUAAAGGAGCCUAUUGCUUGUCCUGCCUUGUAGCGGGUCUGAGCCUACGUCCUACUCGGCACUGGUCCAGCCUCCUUAGCCACUGCCUGCCCACCUGGCCAUCCCACCCCCGGCAUGGCUAAUGGGGAGACUUUCUCAACACUAGGGGAGCAGAACCCAGUGGGGUUUGGGGGUAGAGCCCCUCCUAGGGGCCAGAAAGUCUCCGUAGACCAGCACCUGGCUAGCAGGCUGCUUGCUUAGGAAUGAGCUGAAACCCAGCUGCCAUUCACUGGGGCACUAACAGGUUUCCAAAGGGUUAAGGGCAGCCCACGCACUGAUGAAGAGCGUUUAUACAGCUUUGUGGCAGCAUCAAGGAUGACGUGUCACCCUGUCACAUUUAGAAGUUCAUGCUAACAUGCAGUUGACACCGUUUCCCAUUCUGUACUGAAAACGGACCUGGCCAGGGCCUUUCAUGGGGGUUACAGGACGGUAAUCUAGCCGGUAGGUUUGUCGGCUGGUUGGGGGUUUUAAAA